AUGACUGCUUUAUUAUAGCACAACAGUGGCUUCUAUGGGCACUUCAGAGGCCAAGUCAAGACUGAAAGUGCUGGAGAGUAUCGCCGUGUGGCCAAGCCUCAGCCUCCAGCAGCGUUCCUGCAGCGAUGCCAGGAGCCAGCACAGCAACACUUCUUCUCCAAGCAUGACAACCGCACUUCCUUCGACAAAGGCCCCUAUUGUCUGCUGCAGGGAAUCGGAAGACAGAAAGAUCUGAAGCACCUGUGGCAGCGGCACACCUUCCUGCGCUGGGCACCCUGUGAGCUAGAGCUGAGCCAGCAGCAGCCCCUGAAAUCUUCCUACCAGUCUGAUUUCCAGUCAGGUUCUGGACUUGAUAGUGUCCCUCAGCGUCUUGUUCAUUUUGGGCAAAUCCAGCCUCCCCAGGCCAGCACUACCUACCAGCGAAACUUCUGCCAUCCAUCUCUACGUGGUCACUGUGGCACUGACAAGAUAGAGCCCCAAAUGCCUGUCGCCGACACACUGCCUGACCUCCCAGGAAUCCCAAGACCCAAGCUACUGCAGCACUAUCUUCACCCUGGAGUCUAUGAAUGUUUACACUGGUCCUGAACAUUAAACAGCUGACAGAGCCUGCCGGUACUUCCAGUGAAAAGAGGUCUCAGGGGCCAGUGAGCAGUGGUGUGCAGCCCAGAGCCUGACUCCCAAGGGACUUGUGUCUAUGGUGUCUUGUGUCUAUGAUCUGGGUUGGGGAAGUACUGACAUGUGAGCCUAGUCACCAGCUGAGAAAAGGUAAGGCCUGGAAGAGGCCCAGCAUCCAGGAAGGUUGCCAUGACCAACACAAGAAGGUCCAAACUCCUCUCCAGAACUUUGGCAAACAGCGGGAAACCCUAUACGCAGUGAAAGGAGAGCCAGCCAUUCUAGUGGGAAUCAAAGGCCAGGGCACAUUUCCUUAUAAUCCCAGCUACUCAGGAGGCCAAGAGGUCAAGAGAGGAG
Octodon degus (degu) is the source of this 969-nucleotide messenger RNA. It is a transcript of the gene Cimip7, whose product is annotated as chromosome unknown C3orf84 homolog. Lineage: Eukaryota; Metazoa; Chordata; Mammalia; Rodentia; Octodontidae. The transcript is spliced from 3 exons. The record is from RefSeq and is a predicted model, not a curated record.